This is a messenger RNA of Rhizoctonia solani, 1530 nucleotides long. RefSeq lists its product as uncharacterized. Lineage: Eukaryota; Fungi; Basidiomycota; Agaricomycetes; Cantharellales; Ceratobasidiaceae. The coding region runs from base 1 to 1530 and encodes 509 amino acids. The transcript has 6 exons. The record is from RefSeq and is a predicted model, not a curated record.
AUGAUGAUUCUGUUCUUGGUCGACCCUGCUGUCCAUAGACCGUCUACGAGUACGGUACCGCCUCAACAGGCAGAAUGGCGCGCUUCGGGCAUCAACGCUAAUCCGGUUCUCAGAGCGGCGUUUGACAAGUUGCCGCCUGAAAUUAUUGAUCAUAUCAACUCGAUGGUUGAAGGUGGUAUGACUCGCGAGGAAGCUGAUGAUUAUAGACUAAAGUUGAUAGAUGAACACACAGCGUUUGUGGAGAAGAAUGAGCGGGAGUUUUUCAUGGCUAGUUUUGAUUUUGACGAUAUUCUCGACUCGAAGCAUACGUCACAUCGAGCAAGACACGUGCAUUCCACGCGCGUUUCCAGUAAACCUAAACGCGGGUUCGCUUUGCCAUAUCAUGACGCUGAUGAGGAAGCCGAUUGGAGACGUGGAGUUGUCAAGACGCUAGGGGAGGUGCACGAGAAUGUGAUGGAUGGGAUCGUUGAAGUUGAAAUACGCGACUCGGAAUUAUCGGAUAUGAGUGUCUGUGUCUCGGACACGAUCAGGGAUUUCCAUUGGCGCUGGGACGUGAUGUCCGUUCGUAAAAUGGCUGCGAGCAUCCUGUCUGCCCAGCUUUUUAUGCCUCUUGUAACGAUCGCCGCGGUUACAUCCAGCUUGGGUGUCGCGGCCGAAGACGCGUCGGAUGAAGCGUUACGAACUCUUGCCGAACGAAAAGCAUCCACAGCCAAGGCUAUGCCUGUUCACCAUACGAGAGGGUUCUUCUCGCGACCCGCGAUCCAAACCUUGUUGAAAUGCAUCGCACAGGUUGAUGGAUCUUCCAGUACAUCUCCUAUUAAAUCGAAAAAUACAAGAAACCCCUCAUUGAUGUCUAUAGACAUGGCUGAAGCAUCGGCAGACGGCACCAACAAAAUUCCUGGGUCCGCCUCCGUCUUAGCGCGCACGUCAAGUAGCAGCCCAAGAUUGCAUGGCGGAGGAGGGCAUUCACGGAAAGGCAAAGGCCGCGACAGCAGCACGGAAGAUGAGGACGAAGUCAUUGCUCGUAAAAUCCCUCGGGGUACGACCCCUCGUCGCUCCAGCGUGCGCCCCAUAGAUCCCGAACCAGCGGGUACCCCAGUCUCCAAACCUCGUCCAAUUACGGCAGAUCCUGACUCGACCGCAACCGAACUCGAAACUACGCGAGAUUGGACAAAGAGUGUGAUAAAUACGACAUUCAACGAAGACGAAAUUGCCGAGCCACCUUUAUCCCAGUCAUCUAAGCCUGCGCCUGAAAGUCCCAGGCCCACGGAUCGGUCUUCCCCCCGGAAAAUUGAAAAUAUAAGGUCUGCACGUGUACUGGCCCCAGUCCGUACACCAGCCCGAGCUGUGGCAGCAAAUAAAACAGACGUGUUCGGCACCCAAACUCAGACUCAGGCAAGCUCGGAUGACUCUGAUCGCGAGGCCGAGCUUGAAAGGCGCAUAAGAGCGGCCGGAGCGAUUGGAACUGCGGCGGUACGGACACCAGCGGGUGGAGGUCUUGGAUCAAGGAUGGUUCGGAAGAAAUUUUAA